This is a messenger RNA of Fusarium tjaetaba, 1065 nucleotides long. RefSeq names its product Lectin-B. Gene Ontology annotation, molecular function: chitin binding. Bases 1 to 1065 code for a protein of 354 amino acids. The transcript is spliced from 4 exons. NCBI's taxonomy places the organism in Eukaryota, Fungi, Ascomycota, Sordariomycetes, Hypocreales, Nectriaceae. The record is from RefSeq and is a predicted model, not a curated record.
AUGGAGCUCUCUUUGGUGUACUUUCUGUGUAUACUCUCCUUAGCCUCAGCCUCCUUCAACUUUGGAUUCUCGUCGUCUCCCGUUUUACUACCGCGAGCGAAGAAUCCUACGAGCAAAGACGGCAACUGUGGUUCUAAUUCGGAGACGAAUGCGACAUGCCUCACAUCCACUUUCGGUAACUGCUGCUCCGAGAAAGGAUUCUGCGGAAAGACGAGUGCCUAUUGUUCGGAAGGUUGUCAAUCAGCCUUUGGUAGUUGCUCGUCGAGUGAUGAUGGACAGCUUGUGAGCACGUCGGGAUCAUGCGGUGCGACGUCGACUAGCAACAUCACUUGCGAGGGCAGCUCGUAUGGAGACUGUUGCUCUGAGAAGGGGUACUGUGGCAAGAAUGCAACAUAUUGUGGUGCUGGGUGCCAAAGCAUGUUCGGUAGCUGUUCAUCCAGUGACGAGUCCUCCACCACAACCGCGACAUCUGACAAGACUUCAACCUCGACGUCGGCCGCGUCAACGAGCCUCGGUGCUAUAUCUAUCGAUGGAAACUGCGGCUCCAACUCAGACACCAACGCUACUUGCCAAGACAGCGAGUUUGGCGAUUGCUGUUCGGCAAAGGGUUACUGUGGCAAGACCUCUGCUUACUGCAGCACUGGCUGCCAAAGCGACUUCGGUUCCUGCGAUUCGACUAGCGAUUUAACAACCUCAUCUGCGUCCGACUCAGCGUCCUCCUCAACAUCCUCCUCCAAAUCCUCCUCAUCGACCCCAUCAUCAACAACGUCGACAGCCGGCCUCAGCACCGGUGCCAAGGCCGGAAUCGCCGUCGGAUCUGUGAUUGGAGGCCUCGGAGCAUUAGGGCUUGUGGGUUUUCUUGUGCUGCGCGGGAAAAAGAGAAAGUCUUCGCAGCAAUUGGAGGAUAGCGAUGCGGGAAAGACAAAUGAAGAGACGAGAUAUGAGUUGCAUGACGAGAGGACACAUGAGAUGCAUGCGCAGAAUCUGGUCGAGUUGCCUGCUGAUUAUGGUAGGGUUGAUGAUCGGGCUGCGGCAGGGUAUGAUGGCGCAUACAGAGGACACUAA